AUGUCAAAUUUACAAGGUCCACGCGUGCUUUUAACGGGCGCCAACGGUUUUGUCGCGUCUCACAUCCUUUGGAUCCUCAUCGAUCGUGGAUACAAUGUCACCGCAACAGUACGGUCCAGUGGGAAAGCAGACGAAAUCAUCAAAACCCAUCCGGACUGGCUGGGCAAGGUCGAAUUUGCGAUCGUUGCGGAUUUCACCUCCGCGAAGCCAUUUGAUCACCUCUUCGAUGAUGCGAGGACACCAUUCAACUAUGUGAUUCACACGGCAUCUCCAGUGAAUUUUUCAGUGCAAAAUAUCCAGCAGGAGAUGAUCGAGCCGGCCGAAAUGGGAACUACUGCAAUUCUGACAGCUGCUGAGAAUCAUGGUGGGGCUGCUUUGAAGCGAUUUGUUCUCUUAGGAAGUGCUGUAUCUGUACUGAACUCCUUGGAGGAUAUUUCGAAGCCAGGAAAACCGUAUACCGAGAAGGACUGGAAUCCCGUCACAGCCAAGUAUGCUAUUGACAGGAAGGACAAUGUCCUUGGAUAUAACGUAUCAAAGAUCCGAGCAGAGAGGGCCGCAUGGGACUUUAUGAAGAAGAAUACUCCUACCUUCGACCUAGUAGUGAUCAACCCUGAUAUUAUCACCGGUCCAAUGACACACCCUAUCGCAGGUCCGAAGUCCAUCAACGAGACUAACCAAUUUGCCAUUGCAAACUUCAUCGAUGGAACUCACAGAGAGAUUAAAGAUGUUACAUUCCCUUUCUACCAUUUUGUGGAUGUCCGUGAUGUCGCCCGAAGCCAUGUCGACGCACUAGAGAACUCAGCGGCCGCAAACCAACGCAUUCUUCUCAUUUCAGGAAUGAUCACACCGCAGUUGGUGGUUAACUACAUCCGCAAAAAUUUCCCUGAGCUUAAGGGCCGAGUGCCCGAGGGUAACCCGGCGCAGAUCUUGCCUCCUGGGGUACAUCCCACGGAUUGGGACAUGCGGGUGAGCUUGGAUAUUCUUGCGAAAGGCACUAAAGACGGUAAAUGGGAGUAUGUGGACUUGGAGACAAGCAUUAUUGAUGCUGUCAAGACGAUGAUCAAAAAUCGGGUCGUCUAG
Messenger RNA from Penicillium nucicola, 1080 nucleotides. Its product is annotated as NAD dependent epimerase/dehydratase. Gene Ontology annotation, molecular function: oxidoreductase activity, acting on the CH-OH group of donors, NAD or NADP as acceptor. The transcript has 5 exons. The record is from RefSeq and is a predicted model, not a curated record. NCBI's taxonomy places the organism in Eukaryota, Fungi, Ascomycota, Eurotiomycetes, Eurotiales, Aspergillaceae. The coding region runs from base 1 to 1080 and encodes 359 amino acids.